Myripristis murdjan (pinecone soldierfish) is the source of this 1785-nucleotide messenger RNA. It is a transcript of the gene opn3, whose product is annotated as opsin 3. The record is from RefSeq and is a predicted model, not a curated record. Gene Ontology annotation, molecular function: G protein-coupled receptor activity. The coding region runs from base 104 to 1267 and encodes 387 amino acids. Lineage: Eukaryota; Metazoa; Chordata; Actinopteri; Holocentriformes; Holocentridae. Gene Ontology annotation, cellular component: membrane. Gene Ontology annotation, biological process: visual perception; G protein-coupled receptor signaling pathway. The transcript has 4 exons.
AGCGCUGAGCGGAGCGGCGGAGUGAAGCCCUCACUGUCUCCUCUGUCCGAGACGCGCCGGCCGCUCACAGCACAAUGUUGGAAACCAAGUUGCUCCGCACGAAAUGAAUCCUGCCAACGAAACCAAAGCCGACAGAAGUGAAGAAGAGUACAUUUUUGCAGUUGGCACCUACAAACUUCUCGCCUUCACCAUCGGGACCAUUGGAGUAUUCGGCUUUUGCAACAAUGUCAUCGUCAUCAUACUUUACUAUAAAUUUAAGAGACUCAGGACGCCCACCAAUUUGUUGCUGGUCAACAUAAGCAUCAGUGAUUUGCUGGUUUCUGUCAUUGGAAUAAACUUUACCUUUGUUUCAUGCGUCAAAGGCGGCUGGAUUUGGAGCCAGGCGACAUGCGUCUGGGACGGAUUCAGCAACAGCUUAUUUGGCAUCGUUUCCAUCAUGACUCUGUCGGUCUUGGCCUACGAGCGCUACAUCCGGGUGGUCCAUGCCCAGGUGGUGGACUUCACCUGGGCCUGGAGGGCCAUCGCCCACAUCUGGCUCUACUCCCUGGCCUGGACGGGGGCUCCUCUGCUGGGCUGGAACCGCUACACCCUGGAAAUCCACCGGCUGGGCUGCUCCCUGGACUGGGCGUCUAAGGACCCCAACGAUGCCUCCUUCAUCCUCUUCUUCCUCCUAGGCUGCUUCUUUGUGCCUGUGGGUGUCAUGAUCUACUGUUACGGGAACAUCCUCUACACAGUGCGAAUGCUUCGUUCCAUCCAGGACCUCCAGACGGUGCAGAUCAUCAAGAUCCUGCGGUACGAGAAGAAGGUCGCCGUGAUGUUCCUCCUGAUGAUCUCCUGCUUCCUGGUGUGUUGGACGCCCUACGCUGUGGUGUCCAUGAUGGAGGCCUUCGGCAGGAAGAGCUUAGUGUCUCCCACGGUGGCCAUCAUCCCGUCUUUCUUUGCCAAGUCCAGCACAGCCUACAACCCCCUCAUCUAUAUCUUCAUGAGCAGAAAGUUCCGGCGCUGUUUGCUGCAGCUGCUCUGCUCGCGGCUCUCGUUGCUGCAGCGCACCAUCAAGGAGCGCCCCCUAGAUCCUGUCCAGCGGCCCAUCCGUCCGAUCGUCGUGUCCAAUGGAUGCAGCAGCAGGGACCGGCCCAAAAAGAGGGUGACCUUCAGCUCCUCCUCCAUCGUCUUCAUCAUCACCAGUGACAACAUGCACCACCUGGACAUGACCUCCAGGGUCGGCAGCGGAUCGGAGGUCAACAUUAUUCAAGUGCGGCCGCUGUGAUACGAGAAACCGCACGGACCGGACUUCUCACACUCUCUCAGUAUGCCUUAGGACUUAACAUGCAACUUCAAGCCAAAAUAAAGCUCUCUGACCUCCCAGGACACUUAGGCUCUCUUUUUGCCUCGGCCCAUAUGAGAUCCACUGUUACAGAAUUGUUAACGGUAAUUGUAAAUAUCCCACUGUGACAGCCUAAGAUCUCAAGUAGACCAACCUCCUGACAGUGUUUUAUCUAACCAGAUGAUAUGGCAGUGUAGCAUCCUAUCUAACAUCAUUUGUGGUGAUAUACAUGAUAAUGUAGGUAACAAGUGGUGAUGUGUUUCUCUUAGAAUCACAGUUAGUCCAGUGGCACAUCUGUCAUUCCUGUAUGUGACAUUUGUUUACAGGCCAGAGGUGUUGUCGGACCUGAGCCUGGCUCAACAUGUGAUAGUGGUUUUGUUCGUGGGUACAGCAGCUUGCCGACUGUAAUGUGGAAAAUGGGGGGAAAAAAGCCUUAGCUCUUUAGCCAUAGAACAAACACU